UUAUUUGUUCAAAAUGGCCACCGUGAGAGUACAAGCGAAAACUUUACCGCUUUUACGACAGUCUUUUGCAAUCUGGCAAGCUAAAAGGUAUUUGAAUGUUUUCUGUAAAUUAUGAGACUAAUAUCUAUUUUGAUUUUGAUUUUUUUCGUUUUGUUUACACGCUAUAAAUGAUUACAAAAAAUUUUUCCCCAGGUGCUUAGGAUUAUGUUGCUGUCGGCUUUCACCCGGCUUCGACGCUGUUUCGAAGAAAAAGAACCAAAGCACUCUGGAAACUAACAAUCAAAGCAUAUGCGUGAUACCAAAGAGAACUUUAUUAGGAUCUUUCAUUCCGAAUCCCCUCAGUGCUUCGAACUCGCGAAGAAAAAAGUAUUCAGAAAGGCGGAUACUCGGGUGAGCUUUGGACCUUCAGUAGUUUGUUAUGAUUGUUUCUGUUGAGUCAUAAGCAGUCACAGCAUGACAAUAUGGUGACUAAUCUGCUAAAGUAGGCUGUCAGACAUUGAGGGGAUAAGUGUAGUUUAGGUCUCUAUGGUUUUGUUUACACCUUUGAUUUCCCAUAUAAAUUAUGAUAAGCUACUUUUAAAAGUGACUUGAAUCAGGUUACAAUACUUCUUAUUUUACAGCAGUUACACUUAACUACUGCAUGUACAUGUACUGAUAAUGCCAAUUUUCUAUUGAUUCAUGGUUGUUUCGCCUACACGCGUCAUUUUGCUAGUGCCCAAGCCUGCGUAGCUGGCAGGAUCAUCACAUCGGCCCAUGUUGGGGCCGAGGAGUUGUGAAUCCAUGCAGAGAAUGGGGACAAGACACUUUGAAAGAAUUCCUUGCUCAUUCAGUGAUCACUUCUUGGAAUGACAGGUUCAUUGCCAAAAUCUUAGUGGAGAGGACAAACAAUUCCGCCAGCUACACGGGCUACCAGCACCCUGUUCCCUCACAUCUUGAAAUACAAUGUUCAUUAACAUGUUAGGUGAUUCCCCAACUAUGACGUGUAUUGAACUUUGUUUUGUCAUGGCUGAAGGAGCGACCUACAAACAUCUGUAGCCCUCAUUUCAUUUCUCAAGCAAAAUGACUUGCCCCCGUCAGCAAAUGGGGCAUUAGCACAACGACACAUAGGUACAACAACCUUUACCUUUAUAGUUGACCUUUUAUGAUUCCAAGAAAGACUCAAAUGGGAUAAUGCAGUGGUGGGAGCACUCAGCUUUCUCUCUUUGUGUCUUCAUUUCCUGUGAUCCCUUAUGCCAUAUGUGGUUGGAGUUUGUCGCUAGUCACCUUCUUCUCUGGGUGAUACAGGUUUCCCCUCUUCUCAAAAACCAGCAUAAUUCUAGUUCAAUAUGGAAACCAAAAAGGUUUUUCAUCUGCUCUGACAAAGACAUUUGGUAUCAAAUUUCAUGACUUAGAGCAAAGUUUGAGGAAAAAAUCGAAUAUUUCAUUUGAAUCACUGAUGAACUUUGACAAUUCGAACGGAAUAUUUUUUUUUUUUCUCAAACUGUGCUGAGAGCCUUUAAAUUUGUAUACUAAAGGUCCAGAGUUUUAACAGUUCUUGUAACUGUCGAGUUCAGGCUUUUCACUAUUUUUUAAAGUAGAAGGGUGCCUAAGGUUGAUUAGGCGAGGAAAGUUGGAAAAGGGGUUUGAGAGUCGACUUGUCCAUUUUGCUUAAAGGCAAGUACUGUGCUCAGAGAACAUUGACAAAGUGCCAGUACCUGGGACUUAGCUUCUAAUAAAACCCUUAUAAACUUCACAGUAACUCCUAAAUAGAGUUAGUUACAUGUAGAUAAAGACAGAAAAAUAAAUAUUUUCCUUUGGGAUGACUCAGGUCAGGAUCAGUGAUCAGAGAUCUCUUGGAUCAUAGUACACCAAAGUAAUCAUUGAAUUCACCCUGGGCAAGGUUUCAUCAGUUCCUUUAAUGUGCUGUGAUCUGAUUACUGCUCAUGGGUGACUGCUCAUGAUCCAGAUCAGAUUUCAGAUUCAGAUUUUUUAUUUAUUGCACUAUUUCAAGAGUUUACUAUAACAAAAAUACAAUACAUUACAAAAGUAAAAUAAAACAACAUGAAAUUACAUAAAUCAUCAAAGGUGAAAUGUCACAGUCUCAGAGACCAACGAAGCUUAGGCUUUCGAGGUUGGUCACUGCCACGUGCAACUAACUGGUGUAGACAUUUGAGUAGCGUAUAAUAGAGAUGGGAAACUUAAAAGUGCGUAAAGUCAUACUUACAAUUUUAUAUAAAAAACAAUAGAAAUUAGAAUUGAUAGCGAGGGCAGAGAAAUCAAAUUACUCAUUGGGUAGUUAUUAGGUACAGUUUGUAUUGCUUGUAGAAGCUAUUAUAAGAAAGUUUUUGUAAUUUAGAGGGAAUUUUUUCCCAGUUUUUAAAACCAGCAAAAGCAAAAGUGGCAGCUCCAUAAUUAUUUCUUUUCCUUCAGUGGCCAAUGAAAAAAAUUAAGGUACCCUAAGCUAGUUUGAAAUCAUUGCAACCCUAAGAUCAGUUUAAACCCAGCUUUUCAUUUUUCCGAUGUAUUUUAUGUUUUCAGUUAUUCAAUGGAGGACAUGUAUGCAGUUGUUUCUGAUGUUGAAGAUUAUAAGCACUUUGUUCCAUGGUGCAGGGACUCAGUUAUUUUGAUCAGAAAGCCAGGUCAUCUAAAAGCAAAGUUAGCAGUUGGUUUCCCACCUGUGGUGGAAAAAUACAGCUCAUCUGUUACGCUUGUUCCACCAAACUUAGUGAAGGUACCAGUCAACUUUAACAGUCAAAACACAGCUGAGUUGUAAUAAGACUGGUUAACCUCUGAUGUUGGGUUAACUGCACCAACAGUACAGAAGAGUUUUCAUCGUACACACUGGAUGUGUGCUAAUUAAUUACGCUUUGAGGUUUUUUUAAAAAAACAUUCCUUUCAAGGGAGAAUGAAUGUGUUCAUUAGAGGGAAUAAAAAUUUGAAACGCAAUGGUUGCUGCAUUUUUUGUGAUAAUAUGACCAGUUUCUUGAUCCUUUUUCCAGUGUUUAUGCCUGUUUGUAAAUUUGUGAUCUUAUUAGCUUUUCGUUUUUUAUUGCUGUUUCUCUACAAUGUACAUGUACAUGUAAAAUGGUUUGCAACAGGAUGAGUGCAGCUUUGUUUAGAACUGUUGGUGACAUGACAGUGGCCUGUGUCCUUAUCAUUCACAGUACCAAAUCAUAGGAAGGAACUGUGUGGUGUCCCAAGAAGAUGUAACAGUGAUUUAUGAAAACAAACUCACUCAGAGAUUUUUAUGGCUUAAAAAUGCUACCAAUACAAGAAAACCAUUCAAAUUUCAGGGCCAGUUAUUUAAACAGAGUUUAGCCAGUGUUUAACAAGACCAUGUUCUUAACUAUUUCAGUUUGAUGUACUCUUUCAUGUCAACACCAUUUAUCAUGAACAGUUUCAUAAAAUGCAUAUAAAGUAGAAUAGAAAAGCAUUAAUUUUUUUGUCUUCUUAAAGUAACCCACUAAGGAAGAGACCUGGAGGUUCAAAGAUUUCCUAAGCCGCGGUCUAAGUUAGACUUUGUUUAAAUAACUGACCCUCAGUGUUUAUAAAUGAAGUGGUUACUUUCUUGGAGAUAUUACUUGCUCAGCAAUAUUGUUGCUCUUGAUCUCACUGUAGGCUGAGUGCACAGAUGGAGAGAUGUUUAACUAUAUGAAGACAAUUUGGAAGUUUAGUCCUGGCUAUCCAGGAAACCCAAACACUUGUACAUUGGACUUUUAUGUAAGUAAAUGUUCAAUUAUUUUUUUGUAUUUUUGAUGAUGCAACCCUUAACCCCUUAUUUUUUGUUUUUAAAAAGAGUUCAUAUUCAAGUACCUUGCAAAAGAACCAUCAAUGAGGUUCCGCAUGACUUAAAACCUACAAUAUUCAAUAUUAAAUGACACAACUGGCUCUUUUAGUAAGAAAUAGUAAGCACAAUACCAAAAUGAAAUCCCCUCAGACUAUAUCUUUCUGCAGCAAGACUCUUUAAUUUACAAAUGGGCCAUCAUUGUGAACUGAUUGAAUUUAAAUAAUACAGUUUUUAACACUUUUCACUCUGUUUGCAACACUUUGUUAUUUUAGUCGGUCCUCAGCUCUAAUCUAUUUCUGUUUACUGGAAUUCUUGUCUGUAAACCACUUAUUGUGACACAGGUACUGGGGGUACAUGUAUCCUCAAGAAAGAUUGCUAUGUUAUUUGACAUAUUUAUUUUGAUAUGAAUACACACAGUUUUGUAUAGGUGGAAUCCUGUCUAAUGAAAUGUCUGGUUCAUUCCUCUGCAGAUAGAGUUUGAGUUUCGAUCAAUCCUCCAUUCUAAGCUUUCCACUGUGUUUUUUGAUGAAGUUGUGAAAAAAAUGGUGAAAGCGUUUGAAAAACGGUGUUACUAUCUAUAUGGUCCUGGACAUCUUCAUAAUACAGUUAAAGCUAGAACAGCACCAGCAGGUAUGGUCAAU
Porites evermanni is the source of this 4407-nucleotide messenger RNA. The record is from the annotation of a GenBank genome assembly. NCBI's taxonomy places the organism in Eukaryota, Metazoa, Cnidaria, Anthozoa, Scleractinia, Poritidae.